AUGGCAUUUUUAUUCAAACGUGAUCCUAAAAGUCCACCUGAGCUAGUGAGAGCUUUAAACGAUCAGCUAAUCAAGCUCGAUAACACCAACGAUCCUUCCACUUACAAGAAAUCACAGGAUGAUGCUGGGCGAUAUCUAAAGCAAAUUAAGGCCAUUAUAUACGGCGACGAUGAAAAUGAACCCCAACAGGAUCAGAUACAACUAUUAUUGACCGAGAUUUUACAAUCAAACAGUUUGUACUUGUCUACAUUCACUUUACCCAAAUUGGAUUUUGAUUCACGAAAGGACGUGGUUGUCAUGUACUCAACUUUGUUACGACGAAAUUCCUUAAAUGGUAUGAAACAACCAGCAACCACAUCUCUGUCUCCUCCUCCAGUUGUGGAUUACCUACUUCACGCACAACCCAAAAUUUUAGACUACCUUUUAAGAGGUCCCGAGCAUUCUGAAAUAGCUCUUGUCACCGGUCAGAUAAUUCGGGAUUGCAUAAAAUUUGAAAAGAUCAACAAGCAUGUCUUAUACAGCCCUUCGUUUUGGAAUUUGUUCAAGUAUGUCGAGAAUCCUACGUUUGAAAUUGCUUGUGAUGCUAUGAUGACCUUAAAUGAUGUAUUGACUAUUCAUAAAAAAUUGGUGUCUGAAUUUUUGGCAAACAACUACGAGGCAUUCAUGACAAAAAUUAAUGGGUUAAUCAAAUCAACAAACUAUGUUACCAAGCGGCAAAGUGUCAAACUUCUCAAUGAUUUAGUGUCUGAAAAGGCCAAUUUACAAUUCUUGCACAAAUACUUUGCUGAUACAAGGAAUCUCAAAUACACGAUGUUGCUUUUGAGUGAAAAGCUGAAAAAUUUACAGUUGGAAGGAUUCCAUCUCUUGAAGUUUUUCGUUGCAAAUCCAAAAAGAACCCCGAAAGUGAAUGAAACUUUGAUAAAGAAUAAGUUCAACUUUCUCGAAUUUUUUAAAACCUUUGAUGUUGCGAGCUUCCAUGAUUCCAGUUUACUCGAGGAGAGAAAUUAUGUCAUCAAGCAAAUUGAGGAGUUACCGGAUAAAAAUGCUGUAAAUUAA
Messenger RNA from Lodderomyces parapsilosis, 1056 nucleotides. RefSeq names its product Hym1p (gene HYM1). The coding region runs from base 1 to 1056 and encodes 351 amino acids. Lineage: Eukaryota; Fungi; Ascomycota; Pichiomycetes; Serinales; Debaryomycetaceae. The record is from RefSeq and is a predicted model, not a curated record. The transcript has a single exon. Gene Ontology annotation, molecular function: protein serine/threonine kinase activator activity. Gene Ontology annotation, biological process: intracellular signal transduction.